Ornithorhynchus anatinus (platypus) is the source of this 2936-nucleotide messenger RNA. Its product is annotated as CMRF35-like molecule 9. Lineage: Eukaryota; Metazoa; Chordata; Mammalia; Monotremata; Ornithorhynchidae. The transcript is spliced from 6 exons. Gene Ontology annotation, molecular function: transmembrane signaling receptor activity. Gene Ontology annotation, cellular component: plasma membrane. The record is from RefSeq and is a predicted model, not a curated record. The coding region runs from base 1246 to 2226 and encodes 326 amino acids.
GCGUCCAGGGGAGGGAGGGGAAGGAAAGGGCAGCCUCCGGUCCACCGGAGGCUGCAGGAGGAACUAGGCCAGUUCCAUCUUGACCUCAUCUUCCGGACCCUCCGGCUGCGCCAGAGUGGUCUCCGUCAGGGCCGGGUUGCUGGGGGGGAGGCGUGGGAGGUGGAGCAAACUAUGCGGUUUGCCGGGGGCCUCGGCAAGAGCGCGACUUUCCGCCCGCUCCGCCUCCCCAGCAGCGGAGGAGGGCACGGAGGCCGGAGCUCUCCGCAGAUUGAACUGGAUUGAGGUCGGGAGAGGAGAGGCUGAGCAGAUAGAGCCAAGUCGCCGUGUAAUUGAAUGCCCAGAUAAUCUAUCUAGAGAUAGAUAAUUAUAAAAACGUUGUAGAUAAAAUAUCAUUCGAUUGUAAAGAUAUCUAUAAUGCACCUGGAUAAGAGCGCUGAGAUUCCCACAGCCGGUUCGGCCAACCUUCAGCCUCCUGUCGAGGUUCGCUCUGUUGUGGGAUUUCCCGUUGGGAGUCCACGUUAAUUUCUCCCAGAUGGGAGUCACGUGGACUUCCUUCCACGUCCAUCACAGCUAUUCCACCACUGCCGUUUUCCUCUGUAAGUAUUUACCGAGUCUUUACUCUAUGCUGAGCCCUGAAGUGGGCACCUACGGUGUGAAGAGCGCUGAGCUGGGGAACAAGGAAAAAAAGGUAGAGAGUGUCGCCCCUGCCCUCCCACACUCUAGCGGACGAGAUAGUCCAGACGGCCCAUCCCCUCGGGCCAGCUUUUCCACGAGCCCCCCCCGCCCACUCGAAGCUGCUCACUGCAGGCCCUCUGCUCUCGCAGACCCCCUUAGGAAUUUACUCCGCUUGCGCCGCGUCCUGGUCCAGCCCCUUUGCAUCCCUCGGGUCCAGCUCCCGGGCCCAGCCCCUAGGUGACCCGUUUCCUGGUCUCUGAGGGACGUCGUGUCUGUGGAUCUCCCCCGAGGUCCAGAAGCAGCGUGAGGGCAGGGACAGUGUCCGCACUGACCGCCGGUAGCGUCCCUGCCCCUUCCCGCUCCUCGCAGAGGCUGCACGAGGGCGAAGCGGCGCCGGGACCCGAGCCAGAGACACGUCCCCUACCCUUCCUCAGGCUCCCCCUCCCCUCUGGGCCCGGAGGAAGGGUCGCUGCCGGGUGGAGGGCUUCCCCAGCCAGCCCCCCGACCCCCACUACGGACGGCCGGGACACCGGACCGACGCUCCUCAGUCUAGCUCUGCUCGCGAGCGUCAUGGGGAGCACCGGGACAGUGAGGCUCCUCUUUUGGACCUCCAUCCUUUUCCCAGGCGUCCAGGCCUUGUCCGGCCCCGAGGAGGCCGAGGGUCCGGAAGGGGGGUCCCUGACCCUGCGCUGCGUGUACAAAGACGGGAUGCAGAGCGCCCCUAAAUACUGGUGCCGGGCGGGCGGGCUCUUCCUGACCCGCUGCUCCCAGUCGGUGAAGACCUCGGGGUCGGAGGUGGAGGCGACCAACGGCCCGAUGUCCAUCAGAGACAGCCACCGAGACCGCGCCUUCACCGUCACCAUGAAGGAGCUCACCACGCAGGACGCCGGCCAUUAUCUCUGCGGGGUGGAAAGGUUUGGAUUCGAUGACACGCUGCGUGUAACCGUGACAGUUUCUUCAGCCUUUCCCCCCUCCCAACCCGGAGACCCCGCUCCCAGCCAGGGCAGGACGCAUCACGCCACGCCCGCCCACAGAGGGACCAAAACCGAGUUCACCGCGCCCACCCGAGACCACCCAACUGCACACUCUACCGCGUCCCGGGGGGUCACUUCAAAGGAAGAACCCCGAGUUCCUCUCGGAUCCAGCGACCCCGAACCCAGUCGCCCCCCGACUCUGCAUCCUCUCCUUGGGCGGACACCAUCCCGGACGCCGAAAUUGACCAAUUCCGGCCGAGGCCUGACUCUGGCCGUUCGCCCCGUGACACCGGUGCUGAUCAGCGGGUCCCUCCGGGUGGAUUCUCUCUCUGCUCCCAGGUCUCAGGGCCCAACCCUCCGAAUCCUGGCCCCCUGCUUCGUGGGGCUUUUUCUGCUGGCGGGUGUGGCGGUGACUGUGCUGGUCACCCUCGCCCAGAACCGGAAGAAAGCCAGCCUAGGAGCGAAGGCCGCCGAGCCUUCAGGUAACCCGUGGAGUCGCUUCACGCAUUCCAAGAGGAAAAAGGGUGCGGCCCCGCGACAGCUGGCGGGCGGCUCGGAGGCGCUAGGAAGCAGCUGAUGUUCUCUCAGGAAGUACCCGAGGCCGAAGAGCUCGUCCAGAUUGGGGGAGAGGUCGGGUCGACCCCAGCCAAGGGAGACCGUCUCCCGGCGGGCCGGCCGGCCACCAGCCCACCCAGCCAGGGAAACCCAGGGCCGGAGACCGCACUCUGGCCCCCUCCUCUCUCCCUCUACCCUUUAGGAGGAGGAGGAAGCAGGGUCGAAGGGAAGGAGAAAGAGGAGGGAGGGGAAGGAGAAGACGAGGACCGCCUGCCCGGGGCAGAACCGUGAACUAGGCAUGUAGGAUCAGUGAUCUGCGGGCACUGGCGAGGCUGAUCGUUGCCCCGAGGGCACCUGUGGACUACCUAGCCUACCCUCCGGGUGCCUGUGGGCCGUCUGGACUGUCCAGUGCCCUCUGGGCACCUGUGGACUGGCUAGACUGACCAGUCCCCUGCUGGAGCCUGUGGCCGUCUGGACUGGUUAGUGCCCCGUGGCUACCUGUGGGCUGGCCGGGGCAGCAAAGUCACUGGCAACCUGCCACUCCCAGGAUGAGUGUUGCAGGCUGGAAUACAGCAUAAGGGACUCCUCCGAAGGGGCCAGUGAGAGGUGGGGGGUGGGAGAGCUGUACCCUCCCGUGGCGCCCCCUCCCCUGGGCGCCUGUCUCCAGGCCGUCAGCCACCGGCCCCGCCAACCGUUGCCCUCCCCGUCUGCCGCUCUGAACGUCCCACUCUC